GUUGUGAGUUUACCUAGCAGGCUGCUUGUUGUUAGAAACAUGGCGUCCUACUGCAGCCUCUCCACCUUAUUUCCUAUCCAAACUCAGCUGGACUACGCCCUGGACGACGCCGUGACACAGCAAGAGAAGGAAAAUCUUGUCUACGAGUAUUUAAAAAAGCUAGACGAGAGAGAGGACCUGAAGAUACCCGAUUUUCAGACAGGCUUGGAAUGGCUCAACACGGAGGGGCCUCUGUCUUUAAACAAGGAGCUGGCUGGCAAAGUGGUGCUGCUGGACUUCUUUACUUACUGCUGCAUCAACUGCAUGCACAUCCUGCCCGACCUGCACCGGCUAGAGAAGACGCACUCUGUCAAAGAUGGAUUGGUUAUUGUUGGUGUGCACUCAGCUAAAUUCCCCAAUGAGAAGGUCCUGGACAAUGUCCGCAGCGCCGUGCUCCGCUAUGACAUCUGCCACCCAGUCGUGAACGACAGUGAAGCACACCUGUGGCAUGAACUGGAGGUGUCCUGCUGGCCCACGCUGGUCCUUCUGGGCCCACGUGGCAACCUGCUCUUCUCCCUGGUGGGUGAAGGCCACCGCGACAGGCUGAUGCUUUUCACUGACAGCGCCCUCCGUCACUACAGGGAGCAGGGUCUCCUGAAAACACACGAAGUGGGGAUCAAGCUGUACCGAGACUCGCUGCCACCCAGCGUCCUGUCUUUUCCCGGGAAGGUGGCCGUAGACGACAGCAAGAAAAGACUGGCCAUAGCGGACACUGGGCAUCACCAGAUUCUGGUGGUGUCCACAACUGGACAGCUGUUAUAUGUCAUAGGAGGGCCUAAAAGUGGGAGACAAGAUGGCGACUUGUCCGAAGCUUCCUUUAACUCCCCUCAGGGUGUGGCCAUCAAAGGCGACAUUGUAUACGUGGCUGACACCGAAAACCACCUGAUCCGAAAGAUUGACCUGUCGGAGAGAAGAGUCAGCACUCUCGCCGGAGUUGGAGCUCAAGGCACGGACAAAGAGGGCGGCGCCAUGGGACCUCAGCAGCCCAUCAGCUCUCCUUGGGAUGUGACUCUUGGCACCGCCGGCGGUGAUGAAGAUAACGUGCUGUGGAUAGCCAUGGCAGGGACCCACCAGAUCUGGGCUUUGUUCCUGGCAGAUGGGAAACUGCCCAAAGGAAGUGAGUCCAAGGCAGGGACGUGCGUGCGAUGGGCAGGCAGCGGCAACGAGGAGAAUCGAAACAACGCCUACCCCCACAAGGCUGGCUUUGCUCAGCCUUCAGGCCUGGCUCCAGCCCCGGAGGAGCCCUGGGGCUGCCUGUACGUGGCCGACAGCGAAAGCAGCACCAUCCGCACGCUGGCACUGAAGGAUGGAGCCGUCAAGUUGCUGGUCGGGGGAGAGAGAGACCCCCUGAACCUUUUUGGUUUUGGCGAUAUAGAUGGGAAAGGGGUGGACGCCAAGCUGCAGCAUCCUCUCGGUGUUGCCUGGGCUCCCGAACAAAGCCUGCUCUAUGUGGCCGACUCCUACAACCACAAGAUCAAGGUGGUGGAUCCAAAGGGAAAGCAGUGUAGCACAUUAGCAGGGACUGGAGAGGCUGGAGACAUUCUCGGCCCUGAGUUUAACAAAUCCCGCUUCAAUGAACCCGGAGGACUCUGCGUCGGCGACAAUGGCAAGCUUCUCUACGUGGCCGAUACCAACAACCACCAAAUCAAAGUGCUGGACCUGUCCUCCAAGACUGUUUCACUGUUCCCCAUCUCCACGGAGUGCGUAGACGCGGUACCUUCAAAGCCUUUGUUGCCCGUCAAAGCCCCCACGGUGCCUAAAUCAGCCGCCAGGAAAGAAAUGCCACCAGUGGCAGUGUCAGCAGGCCAGACUCUCGUCAUGUCGCUCACACUGUCGCUUCCAGAAGGAACCAAACUUACAGAAGAGGCCCCCAGCUGCUGGGCUCUCUCAGCCGAGGGUAACGAAUGGCUGCUAGAAAGUCCGGUGGUCACUGGCGACAUCAUGGAUCUGUCGAAGCCCCUCUCCAUCUCAACCAAACUUCCAGCUACUAUGAAGGACUUAAACGGCAACCCAAGCCUCACUCUGGGUGUAUGGGUGUACUACUGUAUGGAAGCAGGUAAAGCCUGUACGAUGAAAGCAGCCUCCUUCACCCAGCCUCUUCAAAUAAGUGCCAGUCAUGGAGAGGAAGAAAUCACUGUGGCGUUGGCUCAUGCCUUCUGAAACCUCUUAACCUGUCUGAGUCACAGCAGGCGCAGAAUCAACACCCUCUUUUACUUCUCAGCUCUGCUCCUGUUUUGUUCUGGAAGAAGCUAAUUUUUCCUGUGACUGUCUCUUUGAGAAAAAUGCAUUUCAUACAAAUCUGAUUUUCAGGGGAAUUUCAUUUCAAACUACUCAGAAGCCCCCUCCAUGAAACAUCAGCGUCGUAAUGUCCUGCACGUGACAGUUAUUCAUGGCAAUGUAACCGUUACAUCCCCAGGCAUGUUUUAAAGGAUGAACAGCCUGAAAAAUCUGUAUCCAUGUGAUAGUAUAUUUAUGCAACAAAUUCCUACAAGGACAGGCUGUGCUGUGUAAUUUAGGGGGUACUAUUUCCACUCAGUGUUACCUUAUUUUAAAACAGUGCCACAGGACUAAAUCAGUGCUGCAAAAUAAAAGAUAUUCUGAGGAUUUUAAUGAGAAACUUAUUUUGAUUAUCUAAUUGGCAGGUGGUGGUGCUGGUGUCAGUGGUGGGUAGAUGAAUAAACAGAGUCUCUGUCAUUUAAUGAUGUUGCGGAGGAUCCAAACUACUUUAAAACACUGAAAACAAAAUAAAAGCAGAAACUCUGAUGAGCUUUAUAUUUUCACCUUCACUGCCAGACAGAUGUGAAUCUCAAAGACGAGGCUGUUUACAUUCAGAUGUUGUGAGCAAAGUCUUUUUUUUUUUUAACCUCCUCAACCUCCAAGUAAUUAUUGAACAAUUUCUGCUUUUGAAAAAUUAGUGAAAGACUUUUGUGUGUGUUUGAAACCAUUUCUCAGAAACACUAACUUUGUUUCUGUCAGUCCCAUGAGUAAUUAAAUUGUAGGAAUUUGAAAAAAAGGGAUGUUUAAUGGAGCUGAUAUUUGAUUUUGACUCACAGAAAGCGGUUUUAUUCUGCGUUUCCUCACUCAAGCAUUGCUUCUGAAUGCUAAUAUCGAGUUACAGUCAAUUUCUCAAUAUUAUGAUCUUGGAAUCCCAAGAGGCUUUCACAGGAAUUAUUUAGAUAGGAAGAUAUAAUCUAAAACCUUUUCUUUAAAGGUAUACUAUGCAGGAAUUGUCAGUACUGUUUGUAAGCACAUCAUUCAAACUGUGCCCCUCUGUCUUGCACUGCCUGUACAUACUAUAAAUGUAUGAGAGAACUAGAUACAGCGUUGGAGGCGGGGCCCCAUUCAUUCAUAGGAAAGUUGCUUAGUGGUUCAUAGAACUUCUGGUUAAGUCCUCCAAUAACUUGCUUUUUUACAGUUUAGAAAUGUUAUUGGACAAAAUGGAUCAAAUCCCAGUAAUAAAACAAGUCAUUUAGCGGGGGUUGUGAUGCUCAAAAAAACAUAUCCACUGCAUCACGUGAUGAACCCAGAUGUUGUAAUUCCACAUUUGGCCACUAUGUCAAAUAGGCUUCAAAGCGUGACACUGUUCCUGGAGGCUUGGUACGUACACUGCAAGCUGCUGUACUAUUGAACCAACGUUAACAUUGUUGUAAUUAAAAAGGCGAUUCUUUAGCAAGCUAACUGAGCUAACCGCUGGCGCUGACAUGUCAAUCUACAUUUUGUCCUUCAGUGCUCGUCAGUGAAAGUGAAACCCAACCCCAGAUUCACCCUCGUUUUCAAGCAGGUUUUGUCCACUUGGCGUUCACCUCAAUAUUUCUGUGUUUGGUCUGCGUGUGUCUGUGAUUUUCUUGCAAUAUAGCACCUGAUCGGUACCUUGUAAAGUCCAGACCUUACCUGCGUACUGUUAUUGGCUGAGGGUUACACACCAAUGCCCAAAGGUCGUAGCCAUGAAGCUUCCUGAACUGCAGCUGCAAAAAUAAUCCAAUUCAUUUAUUACUUGUCAAAUAUAGAGUUGAUUGCCGGGGUGUGCCACACGGGUUUGAAUCCAUCCCACAGCCCUUUGCUCUCUGUUUCCCAUAUCAUGUCAGUCUAUCUGUCCUCUCUAAUAAAGGCAAAAAAGCUAAAAAAAAAAAAAAAUGUUACAUCAAUCACUAACUAAUUUGCUAAUCAAGAACUUAGUUUGACUAAUUAAGAAUUAAGGAAAAAACUUAUUCGUGAAAAUAAUGGGCAGUAAAAAUAAUGAUUAGUUGCAGCCUUAUCCUGAACAGAGCAACAUGAGAGAAAAAUGAGAAGAUACAUGCAGAUAAAUAUAAUGCCACACACGUCUUCUGGGUCAAAAGUGAUGAUUGAGAGGGAUUGCCAGGGAUUGUAUGAUUGUUUUUUUUACAGAAAAUCCUGCAUAGUAUAUCUUUAAUCUCGUCCCAGCAAAAGAAAUAAUAAAAGGACAGAAAUUAAAUAUAUGUCUUGAGAGGCUGAUGAGACGUUAUCUAUGCAGAGACUCACAUUUUUAUAUCACUAAUAUGUUACAGACUCCAGUGUACUAAAUCACAGCUUCACUUUGUGCUCUUCAAAAUAAUAUAUUACCAUGUAUAUGUUUGCUUGUUUACAGUCGGUGUGCUUGGAUGAUGCUUUCAGGCGCACCAAUCGAGCUUUCAUAAAUAUUUGUCUACAUACUGUGUUUCACCAGUCUCAAGUUCUUUACAGAGUUCAUGCUUGCAGCUCAGAGCUGUGUUCUGUCUCCACUCGCUGUAUGACUGAUUAUACUUUUGAUUAAGAUUAUUCACGACACAAGGAGCCCUUUUGAUUCACGCGGCAAAGUACCACCGUUAUCUAAGUCAUGAAUAAAGUGCCUGUUUUCGAUAAGGGGGGGCAGCCACUUGUGACCUGAUGACACCAAGCGACUGCAGCUUGUGUGCAUCUUAUUAAAAUCUCUCCAACAAGCAUUUACAUGCUCCAUCUCUGCUCCACAAAGAGAACAUAAUAAAUAAUAAGAGUUGCUCUAAUAAUGUUACCAUAAUACGCUGUGUAUUAUGUUAUGAAACAUGCAAUGAAAUAAUAUGAAAUAUGCUAAUGUGUUAAUGUCGUUUUCUUUUAUUGGUUUCCAAAGUGUUGCGCUGUUGUCAGAAAUGGGUCUGAGAGUGUUUCGACUGUUAUCACGUCUCGCAACAUAUUUGUGAAUGUCAGUUUUUAUUUGGUUUGGAGCACUCGGCCCAAGUGCCUUGCAACAAGGGGUGUUACUGUACGGAUGGCGUGGAUGUGAUGACACAUAAACGGCAUCAAAAGCAAUAACAAUAUAUUUCUGUAACGGGAGAAAUGUUUUAUUCCCACAAGUUAUUUAUUUCUAAUGAACUGCAAAGCUUUGCCAGCGUGUUUUCUCAGCUUUGAUAUCCCUCUGGCGUUUUUUAAUGAGCAAUAAUGAGCUCGCUGGUGGGCAUUAAGUUCCCCGAUAUUGUUUUCUCA
Epinephelus fuscoguttatus (brown-marbled grouper) is the source of this 5496-nucleotide messenger RNA. It is a transcript of the gene nhlrc2, whose product is annotated as NHL repeat containing 2. Gene Ontology annotation, molecular function: protein binding. Bases 40 to 2199 code for a protein of 719 amino acids. The transcript is spliced from 12 exons. The record is from RefSeq and is a predicted model, not a curated record. NCBI's taxonomy places the organism in Eukaryota, Metazoa, Chordata, Actinopteri, Perciformes, Serranidae.